Messenger RNA from Neofelis nebulosa (Clouded leopard), 7432 nucleotides. RefSeq names its product SET domain containing 5 (gene SETD5). Gene Ontology annotation, molecular function: protein binding. The transcript is spliced from 27 exons. NCBI's taxonomy places the organism in Eukaryota, Metazoa, Chordata, Mammalia, Carnivora, Felidae. Bases 909 to 5399 code for a protein of 1496 amino acids. The record is from RefSeq and is a predicted model, not a curated record.
CUCGGGCAGCGGGCUGAGUGAGCUGCCGCCGCCGCCGCCGCCGCCGCCGGGGGAGGGGCGGCCGCCGCCCGCCUGCGCUGAGAGACUCACGCAGCCCCAGUCCCGCCAGUCCGCCAACACUGUAGUGCCGGCCCCCCCUCCUUCCCUGGCCCUUCCCCCUCCCCGCCUUUGGCUCGCUCCGCCUUUCUGCCCCCCACCCCCACUUCACGGGCACGGGCCAUUCCCGGCCAGGAAACGCCGUGGCGCCGCGUUGGGCCUAACUCGAGUCCUGCUGCCUCCCGGGAGUGCUGUGCGCCGCAGCCCGGGCCCAGGCCCCGGCAGCGCCUGGGACAAGGUCUUCAGAGUUACUGGCAGAUAAUUUUGGGGGACUUCAUAUUCGGAGGUCUAUAAAAAGGAUUCCUCAUGUCCAUAACAUGUUGGUUAAGGCUGUGCAGCUCACCCCCACUCUCAGAGUGGCCAGUCUCCAUUAAUUGGACCCCGUGAUUUCCUCUCUCUUGCUGUAUUGGACGUCAUGAGCAUUGCAAUCCCUCUGGGAGUCACCACACCAGAUACAUCCUACUCAGAUAUGGCUGCUGGAUCAGAAAAGGAAGUGGAAGCCCCCUACCUUUCAAGACGAAGUGGCACUACACCAGGAUGUGAAAGUCCAGCGAAAGAGACCCAAGGGGCCUAGGGGGCAGCACACCCCCAGAAGCCAAGUCUAUUCCAGGCAGUACCAGGGAUUAGGGUCUGGGCUGGAAAAAUCCUGGUGUUUUGAAUAUGUUCAGGUCCAGUUCAGACUCUUGAUCCCACAGCCACUUCUUGAGUGAGGGUAUCCUGUCUUGGUAGUGAAUGGAAGAGGGCCUGGUCCCUGGGGCAGUGCAGAAGGCACUUUCAUCAUCUCACUCACUGCAAAUGUCAUGUGAGGUUUCAUGGAAGUAUUAAGAGAUCCAAUUAAGAAGAAUAGUUCUGAGUCUAAACCAGCCCAGAGUGGCUUCUCUAGGGGAAACUCCCUGCUCAGCUGCCCUGAAUCUGUGGAGGCUAGUCCAGCAGUUAAUGAGAAGAGCGUGUAUUCCACUCAUAAUUAUGGGACCACUCAGAGGCAUGGGUGUCGAGGACUGCCUUAUGCUGAUCAUAAUUACGGAGCCCCUCCUCCUCCGACACCUCCUGCUUCUCCCCCUGUCCAGACGAUCAUCCCUCGUUCUGACCUGAAUGGCCUGCCGUCGCCCGUAGAGGAACGCUGUGGAGACAGCCCGAACUCUGAAGGAGAGACUGUUCCUACCUGGUGUCCUUGUGGUCUUUCUCAGGAUGGCUUCCUUCUCAACUGUGACAAGUGCAGGGGAAUGAGCAGGGGGAAGGUUAUUAGACUUCAUCGGCGGAAGCAGGACAACAUAUCAGGUGGGGAUAGCAGUGCAACAGAAAGCUGGGAUGAGGAGCUUUCUCCUUCCACUGUGUUGUACACAGCAACACAGCACACACCUACAAGCAUCACCUUAACUGUUAGAAGAACCAAACCCAAGAAGCGGAAGAAGAGUCCAGAAAAGGGUCGUGCAGCAGCAAAGACGAAGAAAAUCAAGGCAUUUCGAGAGGGAUCCCGGAAGUCCUUGCGGAUGAAGAAUUCUCCUUCUGAAGCACAGAAUUUAGAUGAGAAUACAACUGAGGGAUGGGAGAAUCGGAUAAGACUAUGGACUGAUCAGUAUGAAGAAGCUUUCACUAAUCAGUACAGUGCAGAUGUACAGAACGCCCUUGAACAACAUCUACAUUCUAGCAAGGAAUUUGUGGGCAAACCUGCUAUUUUAGACACUAUUAAUAAGACUGAAUUGGCCUGUAAUAAUACAGUUAUUGGUUCCCAAAUGCAGCUACAGUUGGGAAGAGUCACUCGUGUUCAAAAGCACCGGAAGAUCCUGAGGGCUGCAAGAGAUUUGGCUUUGGACACUCUUAUAAUAGAGUAUCGAGGGAAAGUCAUGUUACGACAGCAAUUUGAGGUCAAUGGGCAUUUCUUCAAAAAACCAUACCCCUUUGUGCUCUUCUACUCAAAAUUCAAUGGUGUAGAGAUGUGUGUGGAUGCACGUACUUUCGGUAAUGAUGCUCGGUUCAUCAGAAGAUCGUGUACACCAAAUGCAGAGGUGCGACACAUGAUUGCAGAUGGGAUGAUUCACCUAUGUAUCUAUGCGGUGUCUGCCAUCACCAAGGAUGCUGAGGUCACGAUAGCAUUUGAUUAUGAGUACAGUAACUGUAAUUAUAAAGUGGACUGUGCAUGUCACAAGGGGAACCGGAAUUGCCCUAUACAGAAAAGGAAUCCCAAUGCUGCAGAACCACCACUCCCACCUCCUCCAAGCUUACCAACCAUAGGAGCAGAGACAAGACGUAGAAAAGCACGACGGAAAGAGCUAGAGAUGGAACAGCAGAAUGAGGCUCCAGAAGAGGAUAACAAUCAGCAAUCAGAACAAGUUCCUGAGAAAGUAACUGUGUCCAGUGACCAUGAGGAAACAGACAAUCCAGAAGAAAAAGCAGAAGAAGAGAAAGAAGAGGUUACAGAUGACCAGGAGAACCCAGCUCAUAGCAGAAGGACCCGGGAAGACAGGAAGGUCGAGGCCAUCAUGCAUGCUUUUGAAAACUUAGAGAAAAGAAAGAAGCGGCGGGAUCAGCCCUUAGAACAAAGCAAUUCUGACAUAGAGAUUACUACCACCACCUCAGAGACCCCUGGGGGAGAAGAGGCAAAAACUGAAGCCCCUGAACCUGAAGUUAGCAACCCGGCUUCAAACAUGACCAUCCCAAGCACCCCACAGACUGUUGGAGUGAACACCCGGAGGUCUUCCCAAGCAGGGGAUGUUGCUCCAGAAAAGCCAGUCCCCAAGCCGCCUCCAGCAAAGCCUUCUAGGCCCCGACCGAAGAGUCGCAUUUCUCGGUACCGGACCAGUUCAGCCCAAAGACUAAAGCGUCAGAAGCAGGCCAUUGCACAACAGGCAGAGUUGUCACAAGCUGCCUUGGAAGAGGGCGGAAAUAAUAGCUCUGUGACUCCUACUGAAGCUGGAAAUACAGACAGUUCAGGAGAAAACAGGCAAUUAAUAGGGUCUGACCCAACUGUGGUAUCAGUUACUGGAUCCCAUGUCAACCGUGCGGCACCUAAGUACCCCAAAACCAAAAAAUAUCUAGUUACAGAAUGGUUGAAUGACAAAGCUGAGAAGCAAGAAUGCCCUGUUGAGUGCCCUUUACGUAUCACCACGGACCCAACCGUACUGGCAACAACCCUGAACAUGUUACCCGGUCUUAUCCAUUCCCCAUUAAUUUGCACCACCCCCAAACACUACAUUCGCUUUGGCUCACCCUUUAUCCCUGAGAGACGUCGAAGGCCCCUUCUGCCUGAUGGCACCUUCAGCUCCUGUAAAAAGCGCUGGAUAAAGCAAGCCUUGGAAGAAGGGAUGACUCAAACGUCAUCUGUACCCCAAGAGACUAGAACUCAGCACCUAUACCAAAGUAACGAGAAUAGUAACUCUUCUAGUAUCUGCAAAGACAAUGCAGACUUGUUGAGCCCAUUAAAGAAAUGGAAGUCUCGCUAUCUGAUGGAGCAGAAUGUCACCAAGUUACUGCGGCCUCUUUCUCCAGUCACACCACCCCCUCCCAAUUCAGGCUCAAAGAGCCCCCAGCUGACCACACCUGGCCCAUCUCACCCAGAAGAGGAGUGUCGAAAUGGAUACAGCCUCAUGUUCUCACCAAUCACGUCUCUUACUACUGCUAGUCGCUGCAAUACUCCUCUGCAGUUUGAGAACAUAUCCUCCCCUGAGAGUUCCCCUGCGAAUAGGCCCGAGUCCCUGUCACCCGAGCUUUGUCACCGAAAAGAUGUGGACUUGACAAAAGUAGGCUACCUUGACUCCAACACUAACAGCUGUGCUGACAGACCUUCCCUGAUCAACUCAGGUCCUUCUGACCUGGCUCCUCAUCCCUCUGUCGGGCCCCCCUCUGAGACUGGCUUUCCAAGCAGGAGUGGAGAUGGACAUCAGACCCUUGUGAGGAACUCGGACCAGGCAUUUCGGACAGAGUUUAAUUUAAUGUACGCCUACUCCCCAUUGAACGCUAUGCCUCGAGCAGAUGGAUUAUAUCGAGGAUCUCCCCUAGUAGGGGAUAGGAAGCCUUUACAUUUGGAUGGGGGAUAUUGUUCCCCUGCAGAAGGGUUUCCCAGCAGAUACGAACAUGGCUUUAUGAAAGACCUCUCUCGUGGAUCCAUGUCACCUGGUGGUGAAAGGGCUUGCGAAGGAGUCCCAUCUGCCCCCCAGAACCCACCGCAGAGGAAAAAGGUAUCCCUGUUGGAGUACCGCAAACGGAAACAAGAAGCCAAGGAGAAUUCUGCCAGUGGGGGAGGUGACUCUGCACAGAGCAAAAAUAAGUCUGCAGGAGCUGGGCAAGGCAGCAGUAACUCACUUUCUGAUACUGGUGCCCAUGGUGUGCAGGGAUCCUCAUCCCGAACCCCAUCUUCCCCUCACAAAAAAUUCUCCCCAUCUCAUUCCUCUAUGUCCCAUAUGGAGGCGGUAAGCCCAUCAGAUUCCAGAGGCACUUCAUCUCACUGCAGACCUCAAGAGAAUAUCAGCAGUAGGUGGAUGGUUCCCACGUCAGUGGAACGACUCCGAGAAGGAGGGAGCAUCCCCAAGGUCCUCCGAAGCAGUGUGAGGGUGGCCCAAAAAGGAGAGCCUUCUCCCACAUGGGAGAGUAACAUCACAGAGAAAGACUCAGACCCUGCAGAUGGAGAAGGCCCAGAGACACUGAGCUCAGCACUCUCUAAAGGAGCAGCCGUUUACAGCCCUUCCAGAUACAGCUACCAGCUCCUGCAGUGUGAUAGUCCACGGACAGAAUCACAAAGCCUCCUUCAGCAGAGUUCCUCCCCCUUUAGAGGACAUCCCACCCAAUCUCCAGGAUACAGUUAUCGAACUACUGCACUGAGACCUGGAAACCCCCCCUCUCACGGUUCUUCAGAAUCCUCCCUCUCUUCUACGUCCUAUUCCAGCCCCGCCCACCCUGUAUCCACAGACUCGUUGGCCCCAUUUACGGGGACACCAGGGUAUUAUAGCAGCCAGCCACAUUCUGGAAACAGCACUGGCAGCACUCUUCCAAGGAGGAGCUGCCCUUCUAGUGCUGCUAGCCCUACCCCACAGGGCCCCUCAGACUCACCGACCUCAGACUCGGUCUCCCAGUCCAGCACAGGAACUCUGAGUUCCACCUCCUUCCCUCAGAACUCUAGGUCGUCAUUGCCAUCAGACUUACGGACUAUCAGUCUGCCCAGUGGGCAGUCCGCUGCCUACCAGGCCUCCAGGGUAUCUGCGGUUUCCAAUUCACAGCACUACCCACACCGUGGGAGUGGGGGUGUGCACCAGUACCGACUCCAGCCACUGCAAGGCUCAGGAGUCAAGACUCAGACAGGACUUUCCUAGGGCUUCUGGAUGUGGGCAAACAGAACUGAAUGAGCCCAUAGCUGCUUCCUUCCAGCUGCCUCUGGAACCUAGGCCGAGCAUAUUGCUGGGGAAGAGGGUACAAGGUGCCAGAGGACUGGGUCUGGUCGACAAGAAACAAGACUUGUGGUCGCGACUGGCUCUGGCCUUGGAGAAAGAUGUAAAUCUUGUCUGAAGCAGAGACUAUAAAGAAGUUUCUCCCUGCUGUUAAGGGUACAUUGUUGACAAGCAAAUGGUGUUCCGGUUAGUAACGGUUCUAAGUGCAAUGAGUCGUGUUGAAGCCUCUGUCUCCCGUCCUUGCCUGUAGCCUGUAGUCACUUGUGCAGUGGGGACAUCUUUUUACACACACACACACACACACACACACCCAAAAAAGUUUUCUUUUCAGAGGAAAAAAAUGAAAAGAGCCAAUCUCUAAGCCCCAAGCCAUCUGAGUAAUAGUAGGGUUUUUAUGCACUUAAGAAGAAAGGUAGGUAUGUAAAUUUUCACCCUGUGACAGACAACCAUUCCAAAAGCAGGUAUCUGGCCAAGAUAUGUCCACCAAGAAUACUCCCUACCUUUGUCUUAAAAUCACCAAGAAAUAUAGGCAGGGAUAGCAAAGCUUGGAAUGUGCUCUGGCUGAGGGGUGCCUGGCUCUCUGAAGAAGAGCUCCUGGUCAACUCGAUUCAGGAGCAGGUGAUUGUCUGAGCCCCCAGCUGUUCCCAUACCACUCCCCUCCCCAAGCUGUCUCACAGCUCAGUAACCCAGAAAGUAAGUAGACAAAAGAGGAAUAAGUGAGAUGGGCCAAUUGCAUUGCUACUUAUCAGCUGUUGGCAAUAAAUUUGAUUAGUAAAGAUCCCAAGUGCUUUGGGACUUCUUUGAAUUUUAUUUUUUCUACUCCCUGUUAAUCAGGAGUUGAUCCCACGAGUAGGACCGCCUCCAUGAUUAGGGAGCACGCACUUGUGACUGCAGGGUAAGAGUGGAAAGAGAUGUUUGUGGAGUGGCACCGACAGGACUGUGAUUGUGUGGGGCAUGUCCCACAUUUCUUUGGGGGAUGCUUAUUUGAGAGUGGCCCAGGUGAGAGAGUUAUAAAGCCACCCACACACCUAACACUGUUCUGGAUGAGAGACGCGAGCAGACUGGCUUCUCCCCAUCAGUGCAUUGUGCCUGCUGUACACCCCUGGAGGAGCCCUGGAGCCUGCCCAGGUGGGGUACACAAUCUUUUUAAAAUUCCAUACGGUUGCCAGCUUAUUUCUUUCACUUGUUUACUGUAAUAUCCGGCGUGUUUUUAUUUAUCUAAUUUUGUAUUCAGUUAUAACCAUGGUAGGGGUAGCAAAUAUAUGACAGGUGUAAUCCCUGGUGCUGCAGUGGACCUUACUUCUUUUCUUUUGGACAAGAUAAUACUGUGAGUCUCCUUCCUUCCAGUUUGUUUUCUCCUCCUUUUUUUCCCCAGCCUCUUGCAUCCCCUUCUUCUCUACCCUCUCUUACAACUAUCAUAUGCACAGUCUUCUCUCUUUGUGUGUGACUGUUACAAAAUUUCACUUUUUCAAAAUUGAAAUCAGGUGUUUGCUCAAAUGAGGGGAGAUUUCUUUUUUUUAAUGCUGAGACCUCAGCAGAAUACUUUUCUUUUUGUUGUUUCCCCCACAAACCCAUCAGUCUGGGAGAGCGUUGGGAGUGGAAAUCAUGUUGCCUGGGAUGCUGGUUUCUUUGUAUAUUAUAUAAAACGUAUGUAAAUGUCUCUCCAUUUGGGCUGGGGUUUGCAUUCUCCCCUUGGCUGUUAACCAAGGGGAGAGGCCAGCGGGCAGGCGGCCCUCACCCUGCCUGGCACGUGCAGAGACCCCAGCCACUCUGUGUGGGCAGGGUGCUGUCAAGACCAGACCUCUGGGGGGGGGGGGCGGGGGCGGGGGGUGGGGGGAACUCUUGGAAGGGAAGAAGUAUCACUUCUUUCUCAAGUGGAGUGUUUACACCUUGCUGUAACAUUUGAACUUUCACAAGAGAUGUAAUAAUUUUGAUAAUAAAAUUCUUAACCAUAAUAA